UUUCUUUUAGCGAAAAAUCUGAGAAUCGAUCUAGUUUUUCCUCUUUGAUUGAUUUUCUAGCACCUAGAUCUAACGAUUUUGGCGAUGUUCAAUCGAUUUAUUCAUUUACUUUUAGUUUUGAUGGAAAAUUGAAAUGGUCUUUUUACCUUGAGAAGUAUUUAUAUGGCUAUUUCCUCCAGGUGUCGUGUGAGGGAGUGAAGGGAGAUUUUGGUUGAGUUUUUUACCCUUGUUGUGCGGGAGAAAGGGGAUAAUUUGUGAGCAAAGCUGUAGAAUUUUGGUCUUAGAAUUUUUUUAUUUCCCUUUUUUUUUAUUUGCCUUUGUAUGGAAAGUUUUGUUAGGUGGCUAUUAGUUUCUGAUUUUCUUAAGGGUUUUCAAGAAGAUAAAGAAACAGAACUUAAGUGAAAUUUCUGAUCUUGGAAUUUUGUUUCUUUGAUUUUAGGUGCUUUUGACUUUCUCUAAGCUGUCUAUGAAUAGGUUAUUUAGGAUUAAUUGUUCAAACUCUCUCAUACCUUGUUACAGUUUCAAAUUUAAAGUGAACUACAUGAUUAUCAUUAUAGUGGAUUAAUUACAUAGAGAAGAGGAGGAAAUGGUGUCUGGAUUGGUUAAUGGAGGCUUGUUAUUGGACAUUAACAUAAUAAAUAAGUAUUUUGAACUGCUUUUUGUAUGACUGAUAAUUGAUUUUGUAUGGUUUAUUCAACAAUAUUAUAUCUUACUCUCCGGUUCUGUUUGUUGCAGUGUGAGUUGUAAAUGAGUCGUCCACAGGAUGCAAAGCGAUCAUUCUUCCCGUUUGGAAAUCCUUUUAGGAUGAUAUCGGCAAAAGGCACGAAAAAUUCUCCACAACUGUUGUUAGUAUUACAUGCUUUUGAAGCAACUUUGGAAGAGAGGCUGAAAAAGCUUAUACCAAAGAGCAAGGAUGAGAUCCUCAACUUGUCUUGGAUGACUUUGGCUAUGCAGACACUUUGUGAGAGUCAUAAUGACAUUAAAACCCUCAUUACAGAGCUUGAGCUGCCUGUCUCUGAUUGGGAUGAGAAAUGGAUCGAUGUGUACUUUGACAUUAGUGUCAAGUUGCUAGAUAUAUGUAAUGCAUUUAGCUCUGAAUUAUCUCGUCUGAGCCGGGGUCAUCUUUUACUUCAGUGUGUGUUGCACAAUUUAGGAUCUUCCUCUUCAGAGCAGUAUGUUCGGGCAUGUUCUUCACUUGAUGGUUGGAAACAGCAUAUUGGUUCCGGAAACCCUAGGAUUGAUAAAUGUGGCAGCAUUUUGGAUGAUCUUCUGGGGUCACUUGAUCUUCCAAAGGUUAAAAAGUCAGCUAAAGGGAAGGUUUUGAUGCAAGCUAUGUAUGGAGUAAAGGUGCAGACAGUAUUUGUAUGCAGUGUGUUUGCUGCAGCUUUUUCAGGCUCUACAAAGAAUAUGUCAGUUUUGGAUGUGGCUGACAUAUAUUCUUGGGCUUCAACCUUUAAAGGGUUGCAAAAUCUUGUAAAUGAGCAAAUUAGAGUUAGAUUAUCAGGUGGGAGAUUUACUGUAUUGAAUGAGUUGGAAGAAGUUAAUUCCUCUUUGAAGGAAUUAUCUCCUAUUAUCCAGGGUGUUGUAGAUACCAUUGAGACAGAACCACUUGUGAAGAUUGUCAGGGAAUUAGGCAGAGCGACAGAGAAGCUUUCACAAGGACUAGAUCUUCUUUCAAAGGAAGUUGAUAGCUUUUUCCAUGUGGUCUUGACUGGUCGUAAUGCCUUGCUAUCUAAUCUGAGAUCAGGUGGAACUGGCAUUGACAGCAUCUUAGAGGGUAACAGAGAUGCACAAAAAGUCAACUGACUGUGUUGCAACCAAACAACUCUGGUACAUACCGAUGAAUCUAGGUAUUGGGUUUUAUGUUUUAUGGUUGAUGGUUUUCAAUCAUGUUUGGUUUAUUGUAUUCAAGCUAGAAUGAGUAAUAGGUUAUAUGAUUGUCUUAUUGUUCUGAAAUGUAUAUUUGUGAUGUUCUGUAUAAUGUUACAUGAUAAUUAUAAAUAUAUAAGAAAGUUUCUUGUGCUCGCCAAA
Molecule: messenger RNA, 2031 nt
Organism: Cajanus cajan (pigeon pea)
Lineage: Eukaryota; Viridiplantae; Streptophyta; Magnoliopsida; Fabales; Fabaceae
Source: RefSeq, a predicted model, not a curated record